AUGUCUACGAAGCCAGCAGGAUGGGAGCUGAGCGUAGAAGACCUCCUUACUGCGUUAAAAUGGAAACUUGAGGCCGGAGACGAUGGGUUUCACGAUAAUGCCAGCAUCUCGAGCUCGGAGCUCGCCAACUGGUGGAAUAAAAAGUGCGACGGCAGGAUCCGGCAAGCAGCCGAUAUCGUCGACCUUGUUCAUUCCCGCAGGAAUAUAUCCUCUCUAAUCAACCGCGUUCCAGUCGAAAUUCUGGGACAGAUCAUGCUUUUCUUGCAGCCACAGUAUGGCGACGCAUUUCUCGACCCCGACAAGGUGCACUGUUUGCGACCGUCGCAGGCUCAUUCCUGGAUCAAAAUUACACAUGUCUGCAAAUCCCUGCGCGCCGCUGCGCUUAAUAACCCCUCUCUAUGGUGUUCGAUCAAUUUAGCGACCUGCAUUUCCCCCGGAUCCGGUGCGCUUGGUAUGGCAUUUCUGGAGCGAUCGAAGCCUUUUCCCAUCGACCUCUACCAUCAAUUCUCCCCGCCGUUGGACUCGGGAUUAUAUGAACACUACCGCGUCAAACAUUCGCCAUCCCUGCCUACCAUGUUUGAGGAAUUGGAUGCCUUCUACGACCACCUGCGAAAGAUCCCAGAGCGGAUCCGCUCUCUGUACCUCGAGGACGAGAUCACAGACCUCGCUUGGGCGGUGUUACAGGGUCCUCUUCCAAACCUUCGGACUCUUCAUAUUGCACCUAGGAUUUCCCAGUGGGACGGUACUGCCCUCCAUGGCUUCGUAAAGGUGUUGCCCAGCAUGAAUAUGCGACGGCUACGCCUUGCGGAUUUUCUCAUACCAAAGGUUCUUCCAGGGUCUCUUACGCAUCUUCUUGUCGUUGGUGAAGAUUACGGCCCGUCAGUCCGGGAACUGCGGAAGCCGCUGAAUCCCCUCCCAAACCUUGAAUACCUUCGAUUGAGUGGUCCUUGGACCUUCGAGCAAACGGAUCGUGAUGAAAAUCCGGAGCGAGUCGUGAACUUGAAGUCUCUGCGUAAACUCGAGAUCGUUGAAAACGACAGUUGGUCGGAAAUCGGGUUCCCAAUGCAUAGCCUUGAAAUCUUCAUAUUUCCCAUGGACGCGGAGCUCGUUUGGGAAACGUGCAAUUUAUGCGAUGAGGGCACUUUCCACGAGGAGUACGACGAGGAUGAAGAUGAGGAACCGUGGGCUGCGUCUCUACUGCCGCCACAAAGAUACAUGGAGCAGGUAACCGAUGUCCUAUGGCGUCCAGGACCUGGCCGCACAUUCACCCUCAAGGGGCCCAGCCUCCUCGUUGAAGAAUCGUCUCCCUCCUCCGUGCACGUUCUCCUCAGAGCGGCGGCUGCAUGCAUUCCCAACGUAUCCCACCUUGAUCUCGGUGGAGUAAGCGACUUCCAGCAAGACUUUCUUCUUCUCAGACUGUACAGCACUGUCCAGCACCUAGAAGUUUACGGGUACGAAUCCCUAUCGACACUUCUCGUCCAGCUGCAAGCGGAAGACUCGGAAGGACCCGAAAGGCAGACGUUUACCCAAGCUUUCCAAGAUUACCGUCCACAUAGGCGACGAGAGCUUGGAGGAUCGAGGCACAGUGCGGAAGAUUUUGCGAGAAAUACGACAAGUCGAUGA
Molecule: messenger RNA, 1623 nt
Organism: Cyclocybe aegerita
Lineage: Eukaryota; Fungi; Basidiomycota; Agaricomycetes; Agaricales; Hemipholiotaceae
Source: the annotation of a GenBank genome assembly